CGUAGUUACUGCUUCACGUGUUUUUUUUUUUUGUUAGACAACGUCAGACCUCACAGCAUCGGACUUUGUAAGGCUAGGAAGACAUACAGCUGCUUCACUCAAAGAAUGCUGAGAAGUGACCAAGAUGCUUAUCAAAGUGAAAUGAAGGGGGACAAAGAAACAGGUAAAACUUGAGGAAGUCAGCUUCUCAUCUUUUAUCAAUUUGGGUAAGUUAAGUUUGUCUUUUUUUUUUGGUAAGUAAUUUUUGGAGCUGUAAUGAUAAUGUGUGAAAGGAGUAUUUAUUGUUUUGUUCCAGUGCAUGAGAAAUUUCUCAUACCAGAGGACAGAAAACUGAAAGUCACAGAUGACCAGGGGACAGAGGUGGAUGAGGAUGUGUUUCCGGAGCUUGCUACAGUUAAAGAUAUCUGCUUCAUCAUCUGUAUUGAUGAUGACCUCCUACCUGCAGACCUGUCCAAGAAGAUGGCUGACACUGUAGACCUGGGCAAAUAUAUAACACUCACAACUUGUGAUUUCACUCUCCUAUGGCAAGGUGAAGCGUCUUCAUCCCCAAGUCUAACAGAUACAUUGUCCAUCUCAACAUUAAUCAGCCCAAGAAGUGACACAAGUGAUGCUGGAUGCCAAAUUGUUCAGCCUAAAAUGGACAGCAUCUCUGUAAGAAAUAUGGUGGAGCAGAUUCUCACUUCUAAGCCUGCUGGGAUGACUGUGAUCAAAGAGUAUGAGGACACUGGACCUUUGAAAGACUCAACUCGCCGAUUAAUGGUGAACAUCCUUGUGGCUCACAUGCGUGAAAAGAAAGGGAGAGCAGUAAAUAAAACAACAAAGGAGUUUCAUGCUCUUGGGAUUGUGUCACUCUUUCCAUCUUUAAAGGAUCCAUACUCAAAAAAGGAACAUUUCUAUGACAUUCAGAGCAACACAGGCUUUCUUGAGUGGAGGGUGAAGACGGUCCAACAUCAGUCCAAAACAGCAUCAACAUCCAUUAAGAGAGCGGUGCUUAAAGGAGGGCCCACAUCAUCAAGAACACUAGGUUCCAUAGAUGACCAGCAAUCAGGAGAUAACUGCAUAGAGGCAAUGUUUCUUCUUUACCACACCACCAAUCAUGACUUGGUUUUCCAAAAGAUGAGAGAAACAUUCCUUCAUGGUCAGCAUAUGAUCCAUGAUCGUCAGCAGUCAGGAAACAUACUGCAAAUGUUUCCUCGCUUUUUGGACACUAAAGGACUGAUUCUGCAGGACUUCAUUCAGGUUCCUCGAAAAAUGGACCACCUGCUUUAAAGACAGGAUCAACCAAGAGGCCAGGACCCUGAGACAUACAGCUCUUCUGAGAAAGCUCCUCAAAUCUGCUGUGAAUGAAGAAUCUGACACUGAAGAUGAGCCAGAGUGGAACAGUGACUUGGCCUCUCUUCUUGUCUUGCUGCAUCUUCUAACACCACAACCAGCUGGACGGAAAAGGGCAAGGAAGAUCUGUGUUGAGGAGGCAGCAGAUCAUCUGGUGAUAUUUCAGAAGGCUUGCCAGAGCCUGGAGGAUCACCUUGCCAUGAUGGAGGGCAAUCACCAACCAUAACUCCUGGCCACAGGAAGUUCAAAAAUGCAGAUUUUCAGCUUCUACACUGUCUUUGAUAGAAAGCUUCUUCCGUGCCAGUCAAGUACAUCUUUGGGCGCAUUUGAUGAGUUGUUCAAGUCUCACUUUGUUUUCAGUCUGAAAUAUGACAAUGCUCUCCAGUCUGUACAUGUUUUUGCAGCCUACUGUGUACAACAUUGACAUAGGCACAACAGAAGAAACUCCAAAAGUCAAAGAGUUGAGAGUAAGGCUUUUGAACAAGCAGUAGUACAUUUAAGAAGCAAACACGUUGAUGUUAUCUCUGUAUCAUCCUUUGGUACAGCCUUAGUGUUGUUAAGGCACCUCAAACUAAUUGCAAAUAACUGCAAAUCCACUAGGUCCAAAGAAAAGGAAAAACUCCAUUCCUUUAGUGCCCACUGAGCCAACACGUUUGACACUUUAAAUAAUGCAACUCUCUGACACAACAUAAAAAUGUGAAUCACAUCCAUAGGACAUUUGAGCAUCAAAAGCUUUAAAGUGCUUUAAUCUUCUUUCUAUGACCAGAACCAUCUUUGGGAAGUCUUCACUUACUUGGAAGCAUGAAAGUGGUCAUGGAAACAAGUUUCAUGUUCAGCAAGAACAAAAAAACACUUCACCAUUGUGCAACAAAAUAGAGGUUAGUUUGCUGAACAAUGGUGUGUGUUCAUCAGUGCCUGUGUAAACAAAAAGUCCAACACGGUAUUCGACUCAUCACACUUCACCCAGUUUGUCAGGUUGACAGUGGCUUUUGAAUCAAUGUGAAGAUAUGAAGACACAUCUUUAGUAAAUUCUAGUGUUUCAAGUAAACACAUUUUGAUUGGGCCAGACUCUACCAUUUUUAAAGUCAAGCAUUCCCAAUGAUAGGCUACUGCAAACUGAUGUUUCCUUAAAUUUAACACUUAUUUUAGAGAUACAAAAAUGGUUUUACUGUGAAAAUCAAUACAAAAAACACCACAUAAAUUACUUCAGUGUCUUUUGUUUAACAUGUUUGCUGCAUUAACAUUUCUGCAUGAAUACAUGCAUUUGUAAAGGCUCUUACUUAAAAGAAUAUAUUUUUCAGUGUAACAGUGAGCUUUGUUAAACAAAGAUGAAUAUUCAAAAAAAUGGCAAAACGAUUAGUAAAACCUUACCAAAAUACAGUUAGAAAUGCAGAUUGGAUGUCUUAAAACAGUGCAAAUGAAACUCCCAAAUAAAAACAGGUAAUACAAAAUAAAUUAAUUUAACUCAAAAUAAAGUGUUGAGUAUAAACACUGAAAAUAGGUCAAAAUAAGUUUAACUCCCUAUGAGAGUUAAUUUUACUCCUAAUGGGAGUUGUAUUUUAACUCCCAGUAGAGUUCAGUUUUAACUCCCUAUGAGAGUUAAAUACCAACUCCCAGAAAAGAGUUACUUUAACUCAGCUUUAGAGUUUAUUUGAUGGUCUCACAUGUACACUCAAAUUGAGUUGAUUUUAACUCUCACAGAAUUUAUUCCCGAGGCUCAAAUUUGCUGUGUACAUGAAGGCCCUGUGACAAAGUUUGAGCUGCCUAUUACUUUAAUUGAAGGGCAUAAAAACAAUCACAGACAGCUUUUCAGCACUGUAGUCAUUCUGACAGACAGUCACAGCUCCACUGAGCCCUCUAUUUCCUUUUCUCUUAGCUGGGAUGAUUUCAUGGGCUUUUAUAAUCAUAAAAUUAUAGACAAAAUGAGCAUUUCUUAUCUUUCUUUUACAUGUUCUAAAAAUGUAGCAUACUAGUGCGUUUGUAAAUUAUACCUAUAAAAGACAUUUAAUAUAAGAGGAGAGUAUGUCUUUAAACUGGAAACUGGGGUCCCUUUAAAUAAACCAUUUACUAUUAUUGUUUAAAAAAAAUAUAUUUAUUUAUUUAGCACAUUUAGAAAAAGCACAGUCAGACAAAAGUGAAUAAAAGUAAAUCACAUGUGCAGCUGAGGUAGAAACCCACUACAGGAUUAUUUCAACAACCUCACCUAAUGAACAACAUGAAUGAAUCAACAUGUAACAAUUAACCGCAAUAUAAACUACCAAAUCACCCUAGACAUGUGUAAAUUGUGCUCUUUGGUUGUUUUUUGACUAACAUUGUCAUGUAUUCUGAACCAGACCACUGUCUCCCUGCUGCGGACAUCAGAGAUAUCAACACUUGGAUCAAUUGUAAUAUCAAAUGAUAUCUCUCAAAAGACUCUAUGAGCUCUUGCAGCAUUUGUUUGAGAUAUUGCAUCACAUUUCUUUAAACACAGCAGUCUUUAAAGCUGUGAAUCAGAGAGUGUCCUCAUAACAUCAACAGGGAUGCUGUCUUUAGAGACCCUCUGUUACUCUGUAUCACUGAAGCACUGUCAGUCAACCAUUUCAGCAUCAUCAGCCAUCUGCUGGUGGAGGGUGCAAACACAAAAGUUUCCAAGAUGGGUUAAAUUUUCACUGACACAUGGUGACUGUGAACACCACUGGAUUUGACUCAUUUUAUUUUAACCAUGGUAAAGCAGCUUACUGCCCUCUAGUGUCCUGCUUACAGGUAACUGUGUUACUUCUCUCCAUUGAUGUCAUUUAUUCAAAAGAGAGACUAGUUCAGCUUUACCGAAUUCAUGCAUCUUUCACAACCAAAGCGGUAUAUUUUAGUGGGCCCUAAUUACCUCACAAGAAGUUGCCAUUUCACUGAGUGGUAAACUCCAAACCUUGUAAUAUUGUAGCAAUUCUCUGGUAAAUAGGAUAUAUUUUACCAAAGCCUAACCCUUGUAAUAUUGUGUCCGUUCUCUGGUAACUAGGUGGUACUUUACUAAGUAAUUUCUUAGGAAUAAGAUGACAGUUUUCAAAAGUCACUUGAUAAUUCCAAGGUCAUUUCUUUGUUCUGGCCCAAUAAAUUAAAUUGAGACUUUCCUGAAUAAUUUCCAAGUAUUUUUUAGGGUUAGGGCUGGGUUAGGAGUUAGGAUUGAGGUAGGUGUAGGGUUAGGGUUAGAUUAAAAUGCCACCUAAUUAUUAGAGAACGGACAGAAUAUUACAAGGAUUACUUGAUGAUUAAGACAUUAUUACUAGGUAAACACUACUUAAUAUACUAUAUGUUUCAGUUAUUACUUGUUUAAGUUAUUUAUUUACUUAAGGUUUAUUUGUUAGUGACUUUAUAGUGAAUGCUAAUUUGCAACACCCGUCCUUAGAAGGGCUUUCAUGAGAAUUAAAAGCUAAAACAGUUGAUUAAAACUGGAAAAGUGAGCUGGGUACAAUAGAGACAGUAAAACACAUUAAACAGUGAAUAUGUUACAGAAAUUCCAACAUGAGAACAACUCUGUUGCUGAACUAACCAGGAUUUUGUAGUUCUCUUAACGGUGGUGAAGUUUGUGAUAAGUUUUAGUUGUUCAGGUAGAGAGUUCCAGGCUAACGUAUUACUAGGUAAUUACACUUUAUUCUUGAGAAAUUACUGUAUAACACAGCUUACCGCUCUAAAAUUACUAGGUAAUUAGGACCCACUAAAUUAAAGUGCUACCAAUAACAGACACAUUGUUCAUCGACAUCUUUGAUUCCAACCAUGAAGUAAACUUAGACAAUAUAUAGAAAACUGUUGUGUGUUAUUGUGUUGGUGUUUUGCACCAUCAAUAAUUGCCAUUGCUGCACGACAAGUGAGAAUUGUUGUGAAAAUUUAUAUUAUUAAUGCAGUUCCAACAGAAAUUCAGGCCAGAAGGCUGCUUUCUGCAUGCUGGUUUAAUGUCUGUUGUCAGUAUGUUGCAUGCUCUCCUCCAUGCAUGCUCAUGUUCAUAUCAUUCAUUUCAUUUUAUUUGUUUAUUCGAACAGGUUAAAAGAAAGAACAAAAAUAAGUAAAAUAUACAAAGUGUUUAGUCAGGAAAAAAUAAAUAAUUAAUGAGACAACUCUAUAACAACAUAGAUAAUCAUACCUUGUUCAAAAGGGUGUGGGAUGAAGUUAAUAAAACUUAUCUAGUCCUACCCCUUCAUUGUUGUGUUUUUAAUAAUUUAAUCUGUCGGAGCAAUGUGUAGGAGAACAAAACAGAAGGAAAGAAAGUGCAUCACUAAAAAGGCACAUUGCUUUAUGUUCUAAAUUUAUGUAUCCAUUUCUUUCUUGUAUCCAUUCAGGAUGAGGUUGAUAUAAAUUUGUUUGAACUUAUGAAGUGAUCUGCAGGUUUUCAUUUCUUCGCUGCAGUUGUUUGACAGAUUAACUCCCUUAACUGAUAUACAGUGUGUUUUUGUGUUUGUACGUACCAGCUGUUUUUUGAAAAAGCAUAUUCCUCUGAGAUUGUGCUUGUUUUUUCUUUUUUGAAACAACUUUUGGAUGCCCUGUGGUAGCUGAUUUUGAUUUGUUUUAUGCAUUAUUAGAAUUGUUUUGAGGUUGACCAAGUCCUUGAAUUUUAGUGCUUUCAGCUUGAAUUUUAGUGCUUUCAUCAUCUGUUCAUCAGCUGCUCUCAUCUGUCCAAUAGCACUGCUCCACUCCCUCAUCGUUAUCCUAUCAUGUUGCUGCUGUCUUUUCUUAAAUAUGUCUUUCUCUUCCAUCAGUUCAUUCAUGACACCAUUGUGUUUGACCCUCCACCUCUCUAUCACUGCCAGGUCUUUGGGGUUUCAUCGCUUUCUUCAUCCCAUCAGCCUUGGAUGACACCAUUAGCCUCAGAAGACAUCAUCAGCCAACACCAGCUGUGUCUGGACUGGAUGGCUCUUGCAGCUUCUCAGUGCAGACUUCCUUCAAACCCCUUAUGUCCCUGUUCAAGUUCAAGCGCCAAAGACUCUGACAGUAAUUCCUUAUCAAUCCAGUUUCAUUUUGUUCUAACUUUUGAUUCAUUUACUUUAAUCAUUAGUUAACUAAAGUUAACUCUAAGAGAGAGGGAGAGAGAGCCAAAGGCCAUGUUUGCAAAAUGUCAAACUAACACAUUUAAAUCCAACACUGCAUUAUAAUUUGAUGCUUAAACUGUUUUAACUAGUUUGGCGAAACAUAUGUAAAAUGCAGUCGACCACGUCAAGCUCCCUCUUGUGGAGAGAAUACACCUGGAAAAACAUUUUAAGGUUUUUUUUAUCACCCCUAAAAUCAAACAAAUACAACAAAACAAUCUAGAGUAUGGUCAAUACUGGAGAAUGUGUGGUAACAUUUCCGCAGGUCAUUUUCAUAUAUUUUAGGAUUGUCCUGUUAUUUCUCCUUACUGGCUGGAUAUUAUGACUGCAAUUGGACCUAUAAUCAGUUCUAAGCUUAACUUUUUUUUUCAGUGCUGUAUAUUUGGGAAAUCUGCCAACUGGACUUAAGAAACAUGACAGGUACUUACUGCAAAUACUACUAGCUUGUAGUAGAAAGGCAAUUACCAGGAAAUGGUUGAGUAAGGAACCUCCAACAAUCACUGAAUUGAAGGAAAUAAUUCAGUACAUUUAUAAAAUGGAACAACUGACAUUCUCUUUACCAAAAAAGUGGAAAAAUACAGGAAAACUUGGAAUCACACUGUAACCGGAAGAGAUGUCUUUGUUCUUUGUGAAAUCUGUUCUGGAAUAACACUCAGGAGACUUUUAUGCUCAAGGGACAUUAUUUGACUUGUAAAAGGAGACUAAGGAAAUACUGACUUGUGCACCUUAAUGUAACCUUACUGUACAUUUGUAUUUAUGUUUUAUUUUAUUUUAUAUGUAGUUUAAGCUCAAUACUGUGUGCUGACAAACAUUCUGUCUGUUAUGUG
Messenger RNA from Cheilinus undulatus (humphead wrasse), 7210 nucleotides. RefSeq lists its product as uncharacterized. The transcript is spliced from 10 exons. Bases 256 to 1269 code for a protein of 337 amino acids. The record is from RefSeq and is a predicted model, not a curated record. Lineage: Eukaryota; Metazoa; Chordata; Actinopteri; Labriformes; Labridae.